AUGGUAGAGCCAGGAUUAGCGGUUGUGCCAGCUGGCGAGGUUGGACAAGGGCUGCCGGUUGGUGUGGCUGUGGAAGAAGAGAAGAGGUAUCCCGGGGACACGCUGCUUCUAAGGCUCAGGGAGAAAGGCUUGCAGCAUGACGUCUUCCAGGUGGCCAUUCCCGGGGCCCCUCCUUCUGAACCAUUGGGUCCGGUAGGGCCAGCAGGUGGUGCUCAGCAGCAACAGGGGCAGGCCACACAGCAGCAGCCAAUCAGGAGAGUAACGAUCCCUGACCCACCAGCUGUGACGCCAGGGGCUGCAGUGCUUAAUGCUCUCACCCCCGGUCUUAUGAGGGAGGCAGACACGACGGGAUCAGCAGCGCGACUGGAGAGGGCAUUCAAAGAGUUUGUGCAGAAAGGGUCACUGAUCUCGCAUAUGGAGGCAGCUCUGCGGAAGAUCCCCAGGGAUUCUCGGGCGUGGUAUACGAAGUUUGAGCAGCUCUUCGAGGCUUUCCUCCUGUUUUCUAGACCGCCGCUGCGGCUCAUGCAAACUGAACUUUACAACGAUAUCGCCAGGGCCACGGAGCAAGGAUUCACGGCCGCCGAACCGGCGCAAACCCUGCCACGUGGCUCGGAGGAAAAAGCAGAAGCGGUUGCGCGACGAAGUGGCGAACUGCCGGCUCGAAACGGAGCGGCCCCGAAGGGCGACAACACGACGCUCCCCCAAAGCGAGCAGGGCGGAGCAAAAGUCGGCAGCCCUGGAAAGAAACCUGAGGGGCCCCCAGACGCCUUCGAGCGUGACCAAAACGUGACGCAGGCAGAAACCCGAGCGGGUUGCCCGAAGCGCCGCAUAGCGCCGCGGAGCUGGCGGGUAGCGGGCCCGACGAAGAGCUCGAGGAGCUGCAGCCAGACAUAG
This is a messenger RNA of Klebsormidium nitens, 894 nucleotides long. Lineage: Eukaryota; Viridiplantae; Streptophyta; Klebsormidiophyceae; Klebsormidiales; Klebsormidiaceae. The record is from the annotation of a GenBank genome assembly.